AUGAGCUUCAAGCCAACAACUGCGCCAGGCACCGCGCACCCGUCUCCGCCUGUGGAGAACAUGGAAGGAGUCACAAGACACAACCUAGUUGAACUUCCUGCCGAAGUGCGCAACGAAAUCUACGGCUACGUACUCGCAGAUUACCCGGUCCAGGAGUUCAAGACAUCUAACCUCACAGCUCACAGGGUCCAGGGCAUCCAACCGGCCCUCACCCAAGUCAACAAACAGGUGCGCGCUGAAACUUUGCCAAUGUUCUACGCCAACAGCGAGCUCUUCAUCCGCAUCCACUCUCAGUGCGACGUCUUCGGCCGCAAUCAGGCUAUCAUCAAAGUCCUAGAGAAGCUGGGUCCAAGCCUUCUCAGUCGGUUUGAGUCCAUCUGGUUCCACACUCGCCUCAAUCGCGGCUUUAUCUGCAGAGUUACGCAAAGGGACGGCGGCACGAAGCUCAACUCGACGCUCGUCGUGUUUUUCUUGUCGGCCGCUGAUCAAGCACGUAUGCAACAGCAGAUGCAAGAGGCGCGCGACUUCAUGGCGCCUGCUGUGGAUAGAGACAAACAGCCAAAGGCCCCUGGCCUGUUCGGCUCAGUCCAGCACUUCAGGAAUCUUUACGUCUACCUUGUGCGCGUCGCCGUGCGUGUAGAGCAGUCAAGGGGCACCCCGGCGCCACCGGCAACGGGAAGUAUGCUGGACACUGAUGGCAUCGAGUUCCUGUUCGACGACCGCCGCGUCACACGCGAGGAGGUGCGCCUUGCUGUGAAGUAUGGCGUACUCGAGUAG
This is a messenger RNA of Saxophila tyrrhenica, 777 nucleotides long. RefSeq lists its product as uncharacterized. NCBI's taxonomy places the organism in Eukaryota, Fungi, Ascomycota, Dothideomycetes, Mycosphaerellales, Extremaceae. The coding region runs from base 1 to 777 and encodes 258 amino acids. The record is from RefSeq and is a predicted model, not a curated record. The transcript has 2 exons.